AUGACUCGACCCUCUCGGGAAACGGGCCACCUGAGAGGCGAAUACCGUGCCAGCGACAUGACCGCCGACAAGAGGCCUCACAGGGCCUAUAUUGCCCUGGGCAGCAACCUCGGCGACCGCAUCGCCGAGAUCGAGAGGGCAUGCCGUGAGAUGGACGCCAGGGGCAUCAGGGUGAAGCGGACGAGCAGCCUGUGGGAGACAGAGCCCAUGUAUGUCACAGACCAGGACCGCUUUGUCAAUGGGGCCUGCGAGGUCGAGACAACCCUGGAGCCCCUCGACCUUCUGGACCAGCUUCAGGAUAUCGAGAACUCUAUGGGCCGCAACAAGGUGAUCGACAAGGGGCCGAGGAAUAUCGAUCUUGAUAUCCUACUAUACGACGACCAGGUCGUCGAUCAUGAGAGACUCAAGGUCCCACAUAUCGGCAUUCCGGAGAGGGAGUUCGUGCUCCGCCCUCUGGCAGAACUCAUCCCUACCAAGGCAUUAUACCCUCAAAACCCUUGGAAGUUCACCCAGGACUACCUCAAUGAGCUCCCACCAUCGUCACCACCUCUGACAACGCUCACGCCCCUGUCGCCAUCUCAGCCCCCCCUGCAGGCCUUCAAGUCGUCCCGCAAGACCCACGUCAUGGCCAUCCUCAACAUGACGCCCGACUCCUUCUCCGACGGCGGCCUGCACCCGGCCUCGACACAGCCGAGCCUCGCAGACACCAUCCGGUCCUUUGUCGCAUCCGGGGCGACCAUGAUCGACGUCGGCGGCCAGUCCACGGCGCCCAACCGCCCCGAGGUCACCGCCGCCGAGGAGCUCGCCCGCGUCCUGCCCGCCAUCAAGCUCAUCCGCUCCAUCCCGGAGGCGAGGGACGUCCUCAUCAGCGUGGACACGUACCGCGCCUCCGUGGCCGAGGCGGCAUCCGAGGCCGGCGCCGACAUCAUCAACGACGUGUCGGCCGGCGCCAUGGACCCGGACAUGCUGCCGACCGUGGCGCGGCUGGGCAAGACGGUGUGCCUGAUGCACAUGCGCGGCACGCCGGCCACGAUGAGCAAGCUGAACGACUACGGCAGCGGCGGCGGCGGCGGCGGCAGCAGCGGCAGCGAGGACCUGCCGCCGCUCACGGGCGACGGGCUGAUCCCGGCCGUCGCGCGGGAGCUGCUGGAGCGCGUGGCGGCGGCGGAGGCGGCGGGCGUGCGCAGGUGGCGCAUCAUCCUCGACCCGGGGCUGGGCUUCGCCAAGCUGGGCGAGCAGAACCUGUCCAUCCUGCGGCACCUGCACGAGCUGCGGUCCUGGCCGGGCCUGCGGGGCCUCCCCUGGCUGGUGGGCUCGAGCAGGAAGAGCUUCGUCGGCAAGUUCACGGGCGUGUCGAGGCCCGCCGACCGCAUCUGGGGCACCGCGGCCACGGUCGCCGCCGCCGUCGAGGGGGGCGCCGACGUCGUGAGGGUGCACGAUGUCAAGGAGAUGGGCCAGGUCGUCAGGAUGUCUGAUGCCAUCUGGAGAUACUAG
Molecule: messenger RNA, 1494 nt
Organism: Diaporthe batatas
Lineage: Eukaryota; Fungi; Ascomycota; Sordariomycetes; Diaporthales; Diaporthaceae
Product: trifunctional dihydropteroate synthetase/dihydrohydroxymethylpterin pyrophosphokinase/dihydroneopterin aldolase FOL1
Exons: 4
Coding region: 1-1494 (497 amino acids)
Biological process (GO): tetrahydrofolate biosynthetic process
Cellular component (GO): mitochondrial envelope
Molecular function (GO): 2-amino-4-hydroxy-6-hydroxymethyldihydropteridine diphosphokinase activity; dihydropteroate synthase activity
Source: RefSeq, a predicted model, not a curated record